AUGGAAAUACUCAGUUCAGAACAGCUCCAAUUCUUCGAUUCUCAAGGUUAUCUUGUUAUUGAAUCGUUUGCUAGUACCGAUGAGAUUGAGUUCAUGAUGAAGAGGAUGCAGCAGUUGGUGGAUGAGUUUGAUCCUUCUUCCACCGCCUCUAUUUUCUCCACCAAGAACCAGCAACAGUCGACCGAUGAUUACUUUUUCGAUAGCGUGGAGAGGAUUUCUUUCUUCUUUGAGGAAAAAGCAUUUGGUGAUGAUGGUAAAUUAAAGCAGCCGAAGCAACUCUCUCUUAAUAAAGUUGGUCACGCUCUUCACGAAAUUGAACCCGCAUUCAAGAAGUUUUCUUCUUCUGACAAAAUUUCAAGUUUAAUGUACUCCUUAGGUUACAAGAGACCUGUAGUAAUGCAGUCAAUGUAUAUAUUUAAGCAACCAGGCAUUGGGGGUGAAGUAGUGCCACACCAGGAUAACUCGUUUCUUUAUACUGAACCACAAACGUGCACAGGGUUGUGGCUGGCCCUAGAAGAUGCAAACACAUUAAAUGGUUGCCUUUGGGCAAUUCCUGGAUCUCACAAAAAUGGGCUUGUAAGAAGGUUCUUGAGAGAUGAAGAUGGUGUCAAAUUCGAUCGACCAUCACCAUCUUAUGAUCAAAAAGAGUUUGUUCCUAUUGAAGUAAAAGCUGGUUCUUUGGUUGUCAUCCAUGGUGAUCUUAUCCACCAAAGCUUUGAAAACCAGUCUCCAAAAUCAAGACAUGCGUACAGCUUGCAUGUGGUGGAUACAGUUGGCUGCAAAUGGGCACCAGAAAAUUGGAUCAGACGAAAAGUGGAACCUGAACCACUCUUCGUAAGCUGA
Messenger RNA from Sphenostylis stenocarpa, 843 nucleotides. Lineage: Eukaryota; Viridiplantae; Streptophyta; Magnoliopsida; Fabales; Fabaceae. The record is from the annotation of a GenBank genome assembly.